AUGGCCGCAAUUCCCGCCGGAUCUUCCGUUGCCUCUUGCUGCAGCACGAACGAGAAGGAAGCUCAGGCAGGUUCUUCGGGUGUCAAGAACGACCCGAAAGAUGGUCCCGCGGCCGGCGGCGGCGGCGGGAGCAGCAGCGGCUCGGUGGUGUGGGGCCACGUGGAGGAGCUGGCCAAUGAGGUGGCAGAAUUGAAGAGACGGCUGCAGGAGGAAGAGGAAGAAGGGCGGCGACUGCGCAACGAAGUGAAGCACCUCCGCAGCAGCAACCACGAUCUGAAAAUCAUCCCGCCGCGCUCUCCCCGCGCGGCGGACCCGGUUGCGCCGGCGCUCCUCGCGCAGUCCAUCCGCGCUUCGUUCAUCGAGCCCGCCGCCGACAGCCCGUGCCCAGACGGCGGCAACGGCGGCGGCGGCGGCGGUGGCGGGGGCGGCGCGAACCUCAGAAGAUCCGUCUCCCUCGGUCGUGCCGAGGGGGUGUCGGCCUACGCCCGUCACAUGGCCGCCGCGUACGUAGCGAACAACGGCGAAGGCGAGGGUACCGGAGCGAAGGCGAGUGGUGGUGGUAACCCGGUGUGGGUGAGUGGCGAGCAGUGGGUGCACACUCUCUCCUCGCCGCGUCACAGCAUUAACGCCAGUGAGUUCGGCGUGCUGCAGUUAGGAGACGACGAAGACGGAUUAAGACGCUCCUCGGGCACUCCGCUCUCGCUCCUACUCUCCCUCUCUCGCCCUCUCUCCGGACCUCUGCCGAACCACCUGCAGUCGGGUCGGGGUUCGUUGGUUGCUCCUCGAAGCGCGAAUGACGGCGCUGCGGGGAAUUCGCCUGUCGGGCCUGGUGUCAGCCCGAACGCGAAGCUACGCGCGGGCAACAUGAUUGUAACGGGGCUGACUGUAACGGACGCGAACGGCGUCGCGAAAACGAUCAAGAUGGAGCAGCUCGUGACUGCCGAGCCUACGACGCCGAGCCGGCCUCCGGUCUACCAGGGUCGGCCGAGCCUGGAUAAGAAACGGCCGCCGCCAAUCAAGGGCAUCCCGUUGCCGUGGGAUUCAAUGAACGGCGAGGAUCUAAAGAGCCAGAGCGGGCUGGGGACUUCGGGGACGGCGGAAGGCGGAGGUGGAGCGGAGAUUGCGGGGGAGAAGAGCGUUGGCGGAAGGUCAUGGGGAAGCGGAAGAUCAUGGGGAAGAGUGGGAAGCGUGGGUGGACGUGAGGGGGAAGAGGUGGAGGGGGAAGAGGGGGAAGCGGAGGAAAGCGGAGGCGAGUCCGGGGAGGGAAGCAUGGAGGCCAACGCGUCUGAUGAGGACGAAGGAAGGAGGGACGGAAAGGAAGAGAAGAAUGAGAAGCACGAGAGGCAAGCUGGAAAGAAGGGGAGUGAAGAAGGAGGGGAUGGGGAGAUAGAACAGCUGAUAGCGCUGGUGGAAGCGAGAGAGAAGAGAGAGACAGGCGCAAGGAGAGACACCGCCGCGUCCCCGUCCGCCUGUGCAGUCAAAACCGCUGGUACUGCGUCUGGUGAUAAGACCAAGACUGCUGUUGCUGCCGCCGCUGCCGCCUGUGCCGCUGGUGCUCUUGCGCGCGCCAGCAGCGCGGGGAGUGGAGGGAAGGCGGCAGGCGCGGCAAGGGGGCGCAGCGGAAGUCCAGUGUUGCGGCGGAGCAGCAGUAGCGGAGCAGGUUUUGGCUCUUCUUCCGGCACCAACCGCGCUGCCGCCUCUCCCCGCGCUGCUUCUCCGCGCGCUGCUUCCCCUGGGGGGAACAGCAGCAGAGGUACCGUCCCCCGCACGACCUCCUUCCGCGCGUCUUCUCCUCGCGCUGCUUCCCCAAGUGGCGGAAACAGCGUGACGAGGGGACGACUUUCCAGGAGCGUCUCGGAUAAGCACAGGGCUGGUGUAGGCGGUACUCUCGAUAGGAACGAGCCGGAAGGAGAAGCGGAGGAGGAGAAUGAAGAGGGUAAUCUACCCAUGAGGCGCGCGGAGACGGUGGAGACGGGGGAUAAUAUCUUUGGCGAUGAUAUCGAUGAGGAAAUUGAGAUGGAGGGCGUGAAGGGGGGCGGCGGAGGAGGGGGCGCGUUGCGCCGAUCGGCGUCGUUCGGAAGCAGCUGCCAGGCGGCUGCAGGCGGAGGAAGCGGGGAAGGCGGGGAAGGCGGAGAAGAGGGGGCGGAUGUGCGGGGAUCGCGGGAGUCCCUGUGUCGCAGCGCUAGUCUGGGGGGAAGGCGGAACCCCAGCGCAACGCCGCUCGCCGCUGCGGUGGAGGCAUCUCGCGGCCAUGCGGCGGAAGGGGACGGGGAAGGUGAGGGUCCGUCGCUUCAGCGGCAGAACGUGUUGAGGGGGAAGAGUGGGGAGGUGGUGGAGAGGGAGAGGCGCGGGGAAGCAGAGCCACAUGGGCUGCAACUGCAGCAGCGGCAACAGCAGCAGCAGCAGCAGCAGCAGCAGGAGCAGCUGGAAUGGCAGCAGGAACGGCAGCAGGAAUGGCACCCGCAGCAGCAGCGCCAAACCGAGUACGCGCAAGAGCAUGCUGGCAUGGGCAGCAGCAGGCUUCGCCGGUCCGUGUCUGCUGACGUGGGUGACGCAAUGCUGGUGACUCUAGGCGGCGCCUGUGACUAUAACGGAGGUGAAACGACCGAGAACGACAGCAGUGGCCACAGGCACUUCUACAGCCAUGGUGAAUUUAACGAGGGCGGCCACAGUCACACCCGCAACAAGCACAAGCAUGAGCAGCACGAGCAGCAGCAGCAGCACAGCAAGCAGAGUAUGUUCCAGAGGCUGUUUCAGAGGGCUAAAAAGAGCAUUACCGGCAGCAGCGGUACCACACGGAAUCAUCAUCAUCACCAGCAGCAGCAAGAGCUUUCCCUGGGCGCGGGUGCAGGGAAAAAGGGCCCUGCAAGGACCAUGUCAGAUGGUGCUGUUGGCAUUGACGGCUGGCAGAAGCAAAGCGCAGAGCCUUGGGAGAAUCUGAGUGAGGGUGUGGACGGUGGGGGAGCGGGGAGGGGAAGGGGAAGGGGGGAAUGGAGCCAUGAUGGCUGCGGGGUAGAGAGCAUGCAAGGAGGGGGGCAUCGGAGAGAGGUUUCGUGUGAUAGUAGCGGAGGUGGUGGUAAGAGGAAGGAGGUGAGGGAGGAGAGCGAGGAUGGCAGUGGGAGAGACAGAGGGGAAGUGUUUGCGCAUGCAAAGAUUGGAAGUGCUGCUAGUGCUGCUAGUGCUGCUCCCCUUGGCCAGCCCCAGAACCGCCCCAAACGCCUUCAACAGCCCUCGGAGAACCGGGAGCAGCGGCAGCCCAAACACAACGGUGGCAGCAACGGCGGCAACAACGGCGCACCCCCCUCCUCCUCCUCCUCGCCCAGCAAGAUUGAUCCAAUCAUCCGUGCUCUCAACUACGCAGCGGUUACAGGCCGGUUACCACCCGGCAUGGCUCUAGACGCUAUCUCAGAGGAGCGGUCUAGCGCGCUGCUCUCCUCCGCCAUCCCCUCCCCCUGCGCGUCCGUGCAUAACUCCCUCCACCUCCUGCCCUCGCUCCCCUCCCCGGGUGCUCCGCAUCCCUCGUAUCCCUCGCAUUCCUCUCUGCAUGGUAAUGGUAAUCCCCUGCGCCGCCCGUCCUCGCCCGCUGCUGCUGCUGCUGGUACACUUAGUUCCGAAGCAGGCGGGUCUGGGCGAACCCCCCUGCAGAUGUCGGGGGAGAUGCUUCCCCCUCCGCAUGUGGCCAUGCCUGGCGCUGCUACUGCUGGCGGUGCUUCCGAUUCUGCUGGUGCAGCUGCUGCUGCUGGUGGUGGUGGUGCGGGUGAAGCUGCUCCUGCUUCUCACUCCUCCAAUCCAACCACUCCUCGUCUCUCCCCGACCAGGGGAAUUGGGUCCCGUGGCACCCCCCUCUCCCCUCUCUCCCCGCUCUCCCCCACCCGCCCCUCCCCAUCCUCCCCCAUGAGCCCCAUCUCUCCCGCCGCCACCUCCCCCAAGCCAAUCCCCAUCCGCCACGUCAUUCAAUGGCAGCAGCAGCAGCAGCAGCUCAAAUCCCCCCGGGCGCAACAGCAGCAGCUGAAAUCCCCACGCUCACAGCAGCUGCAGCAGCAGCAGCAGCACAGGAAGCCAGGGCAGCAGCUGCAGGUGAAGGCAGGCUCGGUAGCCUCCAGGGGAGGUUCGGCAGGUGCUGGUGGCGGGCUGCACGGCAUGAGCAGCAGCAUGGGAGGAGGUGUGGGAACGGUGGGAAUGGGGAUGGGGGGAUUCAGUGCGGUUGGCAACGGUGGGAUGCAGGGCAGUGGGGUACACGUCAGCCAGACGAACAUGAAUGCGGCGACUGCAGCAGCCAUUGCAGCGGCGGCUGGGAGCAUUGUGAGCGGCACGGGCAGCUCUCAGAGCCGCUCCUGCAGCCGCACCUCCAGCAUGCGAUCCGAGCAGGACUUGAACUUGUCCAAGUUGAGGAAUGGCAGCAUCUCAUCCAAUGAGUCUUGCCUCUCCAUGUAA
Molecule: messenger RNA, 4434 nt
Organism: Closterium sp. Naga37s-1
Lineage: Eukaryota; Viridiplantae; Streptophyta; Zygnematophyceae; Desmidiales; Closteriaceae
Source: the annotation of a GenBank genome assembly